Molecule: messenger RNA, 1035 nt
Organism: Mixia osmundae IAM 14324
Lineage: Eukaryota; Fungi; Basidiomycota; Mixiomycetes; Mixiales; Mixiaceae
Exons: 3
Coding region: 1-1035 (344 amino acids)
Biological process (GO): ubiquitin-dependent protein catabolic process
Cellular component (GO): cytosol
Molecular function (GO): polyubiquitin modification-dependent protein binding
Source: RefSeq, a predicted model, not a curated record
AUGGCAAGUGAGAUCAGCAUCACCAUCAGAGCGCCAGGCGACACAAAGUUGCCCAUCACCAUCGAUGCAGGAGCGACAGUACUCCAGCUCAAGCAGAAAAUAGCAGACGAGCUCGUCAAAAUAGAUGCGAGCAAGCCAUGUCCGCCUGAGCAACAGCGACUCAUCUACUCUGGCAAGAUCAUGAAGGACGAAGAGAGCAUCCAGACGUACAAAGUAGCGAGCGGCAAUACUGUUCAUCUGGUCAAGAGCCAGCCCAAAGCAGCCCCUCCUCCUGCUGCUGCUCAAGUACCCGAGAUGCAAGCCGGUCAACAAGUGGCAGGCAACCCACUGGCACCCCUCAUGAAUGCUACACAUCCCGGUCUAGGAGGCUUCAAUCCUUUUAGCUCGAUGGGCAUCAACCAAAACGACCCCAACAUGCUUCAGAACAUGAUGCAAUCACCCGAGAUGCAGAACCAGCUCAACGCGAUGCUAUCGCGGCCCGAAGUCGUCGAUCAGCUCAUCGAGUCCUCGCCAGAACUGAGGCAACUCGGUCCACAGGCACGUCAGAUCAUGCAGUCACCCAUGUUCAGGCAGAUGAUGACUUCACCCGACGCUAUCCGCGCUUCGAUGGAGAUGAUGCGAAACGGCGGACCCUCAGCUGCUGGCCCUGGCAUGUUCGGAGGCGCUGCUGCUCCAAACACUGGCGCUCCACCUGCUGCGGGAUCAACAGGGCUCGCAGCUCCGCCCUCUGCACAGCAAUUACAGGACAUGAUGAGGAUGAUGGCAGGUGGUGCCGGUGCGGAGGGAGGCGCAGCAGCUGGGGCCGCGAAUCCCUUUGCCGCGCUCGGCGCGAAUCCUUUUGCAGGCAUGGGCGCUUUCGGGUCUGGCGCACCUGCCGCCCCCACUGACACGCGCCCUCCCGAGGAACGCUUCGAGGGACAACUGCGCCAGCUUUCCGAGAUGGGCUUCCACGACGCCCAGCGCAACAUCCGCGCACUGAUGGCAACAGGCGGCAACGUCCAGGCUGCGAUCGAAUACCUGUUCUCGGCACUGUAG